CACCUACCCUUAGCCGCCACAAUGGUUGCCACAACCCGCACGAAAACCGGCAACCUGCCCGCCAAGAUCGAGAACGCUGUCGAAGCUGUCGCACCCACCAAGAAGCGCACCACCACGGCUAACACGAGCAAGCCGCGCGACAAGAAAGUAGCCAGCGGACGCGUGGACAAGAAGGCGCCGGCUACGAAGAAGACCGCAACCCCGAAGCUCAAGACGGUCAAGAAGGAGAAGGCACCCGCCACGAAGGCGAAGGAUAAGGUCGAGGGCAAAGUCGAGAAGGCGAAGGCAAAGGUCGAGGCGAAGCCGGAGAAGAAGGCUGCUGGAACCAAGAAGGAGAAGAGCACUACCACGAAGAAGGUCGCUGCCCCCAAGACGAAGAAGGCAUAGACGCGUCUCCGCCUCCGCGGCGCGCCUUUUCGAACAGCACCACCUUUCCCCCGAAGUUAUGCGCGCCUUAUUCCGGGCCCACAAGGCUUGAUAUGUCUAGGCGCUUCUCUUCCCUUUCCCCCUCUCUCACUCACGAUAUAUAUUAUCCUGGUUAUGAUAGGCUCCUCAUGAUACGGUUGUUUACACUUCGCUGUUGGGUAUGCGGCGCGGGGUUUCCCAGGGGACGGAAUGGGUUCAUGGAAACUGGGACUGUACGAUACCCGGAGCUUGCUGGCUUUGCUAUGAAUGGUUGCCUUGGGCAUAAUUAGAAGAGACUUCCUCUGCCUUGA
Molecule: messenger RNA, 716 nt
Organism: Trematosphaeria pertusa
Lineage: Eukaryota; Fungi; Ascomycota; Dothideomycetes; Pleosporales; Trematosphaeriaceae
Exons: 3
Coding region: 22-387 (121 amino acids)
Source: RefSeq, a predicted model, not a curated record